This is a messenger RNA of Momordica charantia (bitter melon), 1410 nucleotides long. Its product is annotated as nuclear localized protein. NCBI's taxonomy places the organism in Eukaryota, Viridiplantae, Streptophyta, Magnoliopsida, Cucurbitales, Cucurbitaceae. Gene Ontology annotation, biological process: recombinational repair. The record is from RefSeq and is a predicted model, not a curated record.
CCCACCGCCGCCACUUCCAGUUCCGCUCUCCACUGCCAAUCCCAAUCCGAUAACCACCAACCGGGUUCGAAUUUCUCUUCUCAGAUUCCAAUUUGUCAAUCCCGACGAGUUUUCACUGAAGUAGAGCCCCCGUGUCCCUUCGCUCCAUCGUCUUCGCGUCUCAUUCCUGGCCCUGCCGGAGCCGUCCAAGCGGCAAUGCAGCGUAGAACCCGCGGGGAUAGCUGCUUCUAUGUCGGCGAUGAAGAGCCCGUCCCCACUCAGGAGUAUAUAAGGAGAGUCAUGGAAAACGGUGAUGAAGAGGACGAUGAUUUCGGUGGCAACCAGUGGCUUUGCGCUUUGGAUUUUGCCCGCGGCCUAGGUGCGAUGGAGGGUAAUGGAGCAGUGUCUGAAACUCCUUUGAGUUCUAUCAAGAAUGGCUUUAAUGCUGAGAAAGUUGCUUUGGUCGUUGCCAUUAUCAAAUCUUGUACCUCAAAUGGUCUGGGUGGUAUGAUGGUGACUCUAAAGGAUCCAACAGGUACAAUAGACGCUAGUAUUCACCAUAGUGUCAUUUCCGAGGGAAAUUUUGGGAAGGACUUAUCUGUUGGUGCAGUUUUAAUGUUGAAGAAGGUUGCUGUAUUUUCCCCAACACGCUUUGUACACGUGCUUAAUGUAACAUCAAGCAACGUUAUCAAGGUUAUUUCUAAGGACAGCGGACCUCAUAUUGAGCACAAUAAUCCUACAGCAAUCAGACAGCCUGAUUUUAUAACUGGAGAAACCAUGCCACAGAAGAAUUUGUAUGUGUCACGCGAAACAACUAAAAAUAUCAUGAACAAUUUAAGGCAAAGUUCUAAAUCGAGCAAUUGCAAAGGAAGUGGAAACAACAGAAACCAACAGACUAUCGUCGAGAAAGACAGUGCGGUGAUGAACCCGGGUAUGUCGAAGGGAAUCUCAAAUUUGAGUUUCAACACUUUCCUGGUUGACCAAGAUCAAGAAACAGGGCAAGAUGAGUACAUCAACCGUGGUAUGGGUACAGAUACAAGCGAACUAUCACAGGCCAAAGAAAAUGAUGUUGCUGCAGCCAACGCUACACAAGUUCCACAUAAUCAAGAAGCUGAAACAAUUAAUGAAGUGAAAAAGGCUGACACACGAACACAAGGACCCUUACUCCCACAAUGGACAGAUGAGCAGUUGGAUGAGCUCUUUGUAUUCGACUGAGUUAAUGUAAAAUUCUGAUGCUUAUAAACAUGUCCUCAAAGGAAGUUAUGGAAAUCAUUGUCCUGCUGAUCUCUGCCCUCGAUGCAUUUAUCUUGUUCUGCAGUCUUCGAUCUCGGUUGUUUUGGAGAGGGGGACGAGCAAUGCUGCGUGGAUUGGUGAUCAGCCAAACAGGUUUUCUUUGUAGAAAUACAUAAAUAGAAGUUGAAUUGUGAAGAA